Neolamprologus brichardi is the source of this 3981-nucleotide messenger RNA. The record is from RefSeq and is a predicted model, not a curated record. Lineage: Eukaryota; Metazoa; Chordata; Actinopteri; Cichliformes; Cichlidae.
CUUAAAUAUUUAAAGUCGUUUGUCUGCAGAUCAUCAAGAUGCACUCGUUCCUGGAUUACAUCAUGGGAGGCUGUCAGAUCCAGUUUACUGUCGCCAUCGACUUCACAGCAUCCAACGGAGACCCUCGCAACAGCUGCUCCCUGCACUACAUCCACCCGUACCAGCCCAACGAGUACCUGAAGGCUCUGGUGGCCGUGGGAGAAAUCUGCCAGGACUACGACAGUGACAAAAUGUUCCCGGCGUUCGGCUUCGGCGCUCAGAUCCCUCCAGACUACAAGGUCUCCCACGACUUCGCGGUGAAUUUUAACGAGGAGAACCCGGAGUGUGCAGGCAUCCAGGGUGUGGUAGAGGCGUAUCAGGCCUGCCUACCAAAGCUGCAGCUCUACGGCCCCACCAACAUCGCCCCCAUCAUCCAGAAAGUCGCCAAGUCUGCCUCGCAGGAGGUGCACACCAAAGAGGCCAUGCAAUACUUCAUCCUGCUGAUCCUGACAGACGGCGUCAUCACCGACAUGGCCGACACGAGGGAGGCCAUCGUUCAGGCUUCCCACCUCCCCAUGUCCAUCAUCAUCGUUGGGGUCGGGAACGCCGACUUCAGCGACAUGCAGAUGCUGGACGGCGACGACGGGAUCCUGCGCUCACCCAAAGGAGAGCCCGUCCUCCGGGACAUCGUUCAGUUCGUCCCCUUCCGCAACUUCAAACACGCGUCUCCAGCCGCUCUGGCUAAGAGCGUGCUAGCAGAAGUGCCCAACCAGGUGGUUGACUACUACAACAGCAAGGGCAUCAAGCCCAAAGUGCCCAGCCAGUACCAGUCUUCCAGGCCGUUUGGUCCAUGAGCCUACUGCCACAGCUGCCGCUGGACAGCACAACCUGAGAAAAAUGUUUACUGUCUUUUGUUCUUUGUUAAUGCGGAUGAUGAAGGUGCUACCUGCAGUGUCCUAUCAUUACAACGUGGCUUACUUUAGACCCGAGCAGACGACGUCAGUCUCUGGGGUAGAAGUUGUGAGUCGACUGGGUCUAAGUUUCACCGAUCUGAACCAGGUCAGGUCUCGUUUUUACCGAUACAGUCAUCUACCUGAGGGUGCAUGCUAUCAUCCGUCAUCACGAUCACUGCCUGAGGAGGGAAAAGGAGCAGAAGUUAAAGGAAAAGUGGAGCUGUUUACAAGUUAAUAGAAAACCUGCUGAUGCAUCAGCUGCUUGUUCCACUUUUAUGAAAAUCGUGGCCAAAGUCUUUAUUUAGACCUGCUUUUAUUUUGGGUGCAAUAAGAAGAAACACGGCUUCCAGUCUGAUGCAGAGCUACUAAUUAUUUAGCUGCGUUAGCCGUGGAGCAGUCUUCUUAUUAUAUUGCUGCUCUUUGAUGUUAAUCGGUCGGUAUAACCAACCGCACACCAUCCUGCUGCUGCUGGUUGUCUUCUUUCUCUGUUGGCGUCUGUUCAGGUCGACUGCUUUGUGCAAACCUCCGUCUGUUGGGGUCAGGAUCGACCUGCUAGUUAAACAUAAUGGAAGCUUGUUUUGUAGCUGGGAAAACCUCGACGUUAGUUUGGUUCAAAACACAAACAAGAGAGACGCCGUUUGGAUUACAUGAGUUUUAGUUAGCAUCGUGUCAUUGGAUGAUCUUGUCAUGAGAAACUUUCUGCUAUAAAUACUUGUUACCGCUGCCUAUUUAAGUUAUAAUUCUCCUUAAAGACUAAACCUGAUCUGUUCACAUCAGCAUUUUUGCUCAAGGGUCUCUGAACGUCCUGUUCAAGCAGCAGUCACAUUCACAGCUGUGAUUUCACCCGGGACCUGAAAUGAUUCGAACACCUUUUUGGCUCAGUAGACCCAGCACACGCCACAGACACACAACUGAAAGUGAUUGGAACAUAACGUCCAGGGACGCUGCCUUGAACAGCUGAUUGGCCAGAUUUCACCGUUUUUUUUUUUUAUUUGAUGGAGUGAAGAACCUUUUUUGAUUGGAGGCCGUCACAGCCAAUGAAUAUAGAGAAUAGCAUGACCUGUCUAUGUUGUGCAAACUGCUAGUAUUAAACAACUUGGUGUCUGUUUAGUGAAAAUGUUUUGGUCCUGUUACUGCAACACUGAGAUGUGACCCGUGGAGCUGAGCUGAGGGAAAUUAUGGAUACUUUAAGUCCAGCAUGGCAUUAAAAAGGAACUGCUCGACAAACUAAACUUUAAUUUAGCGAGUUUUGUCAGUGUAUCCAUUGAUUUAUCUUUUUUUGGCGCAUAGCAUUGCAAAAAGACGACGACAAAAACGUGUAACGAAGCCUGGAUCUCAUCGUUUAGCUUUAUCUGAUCAUAAAAAACGAUGUUCCCCCUCAAACUGGGGCAUUUUGUGGGUGGAAACAACAUUCUGUUCAUUUAGACCUGCAGCAGAAAUAAAAGGGAAAAUGGUUGAGAACUGGGUUAUUCCCAAAAGGGAAGAACAGCAUGAAGGUCAGGAAGGAAUUCAUCACAUCCCAACGUACACACCGGAAACUGCAAACGUAGCACCUUCAGCAUCCGCUGUGCAUGCAGGGUCGGCAGGCUGAGCAGACUGUAGCGUUCAGGAGUAUUUAAGAUGGAAAAGCACACAAACGAGCAACUCUGACCAAUUAAACGCUGCUUCCCUGCAGACAGCAUGACGGGCGGGGAACCAGUCGAUGAAGGAAUGUAUGACCCCACCCCCACCUCAUUUGUUUUUAUAAGAGUUUAUUGAGAUUUUGCUAAAUUUCGUAAGGUUCGUAUGUAGUAAAGCAUUUUGGAUCUCUGCCAGAGUGCGCUGCCUUCACAGACGUCUGCAUCCUCCACCGUUUUUAUCUCCGGGUCAGGCAGAUGCAUGAACUGUUGUUUUGCAUGCAAAUCUCCAUGCAGGACUGUGCGGUCCGUGUGGUUUCUGUUUCCUGGUAGUGAAUAAUAUGAGUAAUAAUUCUGUUUACAGUGUGCCCAGUGAUGGGGCUGUUCUACUCUCAAGCAUGUUCACAUGUAAAUGACAAUGUGUGAGUAGAUUGAAAAGCACAAAUGGAGCAUCUUUGGAGACGUUUCUAGAUUCUGGUGAUAGAUUUUGGUCACGUUGUGUCACAACACCUGUCCGUUUGUCUUCGUGUUUUAAAGAAAUGAAGACAAAAGCUUGUUUUCUUUUAGGUUUAUUGCAAAUUACUGAAGCAUCCAAACGUUUGUAGGACACGGUCACAGAUAUACGUCUUGGUGUUGGUUAGUGAAAUCCUUCAGAGGGAUCAGAAGUGUCCGAACAGCCGUGUGUGAUAACUUAAACCUACGUUUUUACACAUAUGUUCAUUCAGCAGGUUUUCACAGUUCUCUGCAUGCAGCUCAUGAACAACAUGGUAAUAACUGAGUUAUUUAAUAAUAUAAUAUCACGGACUAACCAAGCAAAGCUCGGCACUGACAGCAGGUAGUUGCACAGUAAUAACAGGAAAAUCCAUUUAAAAGUACCAAUGAGGCCAAAAGCAGCUACUGUGUAUCGUUUAGUUUCUGACAGUGAUGUGCUAACCUGCUGAUAGUGAUGAUGAACGUUAACAUUUUUACUUUUUUGGCUAAUUUUAACUGAAAACCUUUAAAUCUAAUAUUAGAAAAUGAUGAAAUCAUUUAUUUUUGAACAUUUUACUGUGACUGAAAGCACACGUGUUGCUUUCUGUGUAAGAACCAAACUACACCUCUCUAAUUGAAUUUUAAUGUAAGGAUAUUUACACAAUCAAAGUGUUUUUAUUAGUAAAUGUGCACAAUUAUCAUGUUGUACACGAGCUGGAACAUGAAGCAGUGACAGCUCAGCUUGCGUGUGCUUUACAUGUUUGCUCCUCAUAAACUUGAGCUGCUGCACAGGCACCGCUUCAUUUAGCGAGGAUUUUUUAAGACACUUUGAUUUCUGCUGUCGAUCAAGGAGCAGGUGGGGGACAGGUGUUGAGUCACAUGACUUAGUGUUGUGUUAACAUGCAGUAUUGUGUGCAAAACAAUGAAAAACUGACUUAUAAUAAAGUUUUAUCAGUAAGCUU